GUGACAUAAGAGCGAAUGAAUGGAGGAACCAUGUGCCCGUAGUGAGGAAGGACACUAAAACUGGUGGAAAAGUGGAUGGACAGCAUUCUCUUGAUCAGCUGAUUGGAAGCUGCACCAUGAGAUCGCCGCUCACCCGUCUGUGUCACAUCACCCUCCAGGUCUCCAACCCCCAGAAGGUCAUAGCCGACCUGGUGGCCAAGUACAGAUUUAGACCAUUUGCGGCUCGCGGUCUGGACGGAGCGGCGCCUUGUCAGGUGGCGUUGAGAAAUGGAGAAGUCGUGUUCAUAGUCAAUGAGAUCUCCAAAAGCCCUGACCUAUUGUACGAUUCUGCGGUUCCCCUGACAUCCCCCGACACAGCCUGCAACGUCAGCUAUGAGGUGGAUGAUUUGUCCAGACUGUGCCAGCGACUGGUCAGCAAUGGCUGCCACAUGUUAGUGCCCCCCACCCAUAUUCAGAGCGACGCCGGCCCAGUGUCCUACUGUGUGGUCAAGUCCAUUCUAGGGAACGUAAGACACACUCUCAUUGACCGCACUCAGUAUGCAGCCGCCUUCCUUCCAGGCUUUGAUCCCCUCAAGAAAGAUGAUGACGGUGCUCCGGCUGAUGUCACCCGCGUGGAUCAUGUGACUUACUGCUGUCCCCGGGGGACCGUGCCACAGGUGAUAGAGUGGUAUAGGCGGUGCUUUGGGUUCCAACACUUCCCUCUCCGAGAAGGAGAAGACCCGAGCCGGGGAUUUGAAAUCAGUGGCCCCCAGAUCGGGCUGCGUCUGACCUCCGUAGAAUGCCCGGAGCGAGCAGAAGUGGCUAAGAUUGUGUUCGCGGAAUCGUUACCCCAGACGGGGAUGAACCAGAUCAACCAGUUUCUUCAGCAUCACCCAGAAGGUGGGAUCCAGCACAUCGGCCUCUUGACGCCCAACAUCUUAAAGGCUGUGAGGGCCCUGACCGAUAGCGGGGUUGUCUUUGCUCACCAGCCCCCGUCCUAUUAUAAUGACCCCCAGAAGGUGGCAGAGAUCCUCCGCGCAGGGUUAACCCCGCAGCGGCUCUCGCCCUUCGGGAUUUUGCUGGAUUCUUCCCCUGAACUUCAGGAUGAGAAGGAUGCCGAUCUGAAGUUCCUUUUACAGGUUUUCGCUGAACCCUUGUUCUUCAAGGACUCGCUCUACCUGGAGCUGAUAGAGCGCAGGGGGGCGCAGGGCUUCGGGGAGGGAAAUAUUCGCGCCCUGUGGCGCUCCAUGCAAGAUAUGAUUAAUGGCCUGAGUCAAAAAGUGCAGGAGGGGGCAGUGACCCAGUGAUGCUACUUACCUGGACGCGUGCCCUCAUCGUCUUCUCACUGCCUGUAAUUGGUGGACUGCUGCCCAUGACAACAAGCAGAGCUACACUGUAAAGCAUGGUGAGCAACACAGAAGCCAUAGCCUGUGAUAAGAAAGGUGGUGGAUUUCUAACUCUAGGGCUAUUCAACAUAGCAGUGUCCUAAUAGAAGAAAGCUGCAGUGUAAAGCAUGAGGGAGGUACAGAGCAGCAGCAUCCUCAGGAUUUCCAACUGCUACUGACUCCAUCAGACAAUGCAGCGAGACUGAUGUCUAAUAAACGUUACUUC
Messenger RNA from Bufo gargarizans (Asiatic toad), 1590 nucleotides. RefSeq names its product 4-hydroxyphenylpyruvate dioxygenase like (gene HPDL). The record is from RefSeq and is a predicted model, not a curated record. Lineage: Eukaryota; Metazoa; Chordata; Amphibia; Anura; Bufonidae. The transcript has 3 exons. Gene Ontology annotation, molecular function: 4-hydroxyphenylpyruvate dioxygenase activity. Gene Ontology annotation, biological process: aromatic amino acid metabolic process. The coding region runs from base 117 to 1286 and encodes 389 amino acids.